CACACAUGUAGGAUCAUGAUUUCCACAGCAUCACAAGUGGAAAGAGAAUAACCUGCAGCUGUCAAACUGAGCUGCAGGAGGAUGAUCUCCACACAAGCAGCGGUGGCUGAUUAAACCUUUUCCUCAGUGGUGCCAUGAAGGUGAAGGUGAUCUCCAUCCUGGAGGACAACUACAUGUACCUGGUGAUAGAGGAGCAGAGCAAACAGGCCUUAGCUGUGGAUCCAGCUGUACCACACCGGCUGCUAGAAAUAGUGAAGAGAGAGGGUUUGUCUCUGACGGCUGUUCUCACCACACACCAUCACUGGGACCAUGCUCGGGGGAACGAGGCUCUGCUGAAGGACGUUCCUGGGUUGCGUGUGUACGGGGGAGAUGAUCGGAUCGGGGGCCUGACUGAUAAAGUCACAGACGCUCAGGAACUCAAGUUUAACUCCAUCAAUGUGAGGUGCCUGUUUACUCCCUGCCAUACCUCUGGUCACAUGUGCUACUUUGUUUGGGAGGAUGAGUGCACGGACGCCCCUGCUGUGUUCACAGGUGACACGCUGUUUAUCGGAGGGUGUGGUCGGUUUCUUGAGGGAACAGCAGAACAGAUGUACCACAAUCUGACCCAGGUGCUGGGCUCCCUACCUCAAGACACGAAGGUGUUCUGCGGACACGAGUACACCAUUAAGAACCUGAAGUUCGCCAUGCUGGUGGAGCCGGAGAACGAGAAGGUUAAAGAGAUGCUCAGCUGGGCCAGGGCAAGAGACGAUGAUGACAAACCCACAGUGCCAUCUACCCUAGUGGAGGAGUUUGAAUACAACCCUUUUCUUCGCCUCUCGGAGGAAGGAGUGCAAAAGUUCACUGGGAAGACCGACCCCAUCGAGGUGCUGCGGGUCCUGCGAAAGGAGAAGGACAAAUUUAAGAAGCCUAAGGACAGACUUCCUCCCCACGCCAUGCUGGCUUUGGAGUGGGGGCUUCUCAGACCCUGAGACCCAGACAUACUCAAUUACGAAGGACUCAUAGUUUGAAAGACUGAGGUAAAACACACGACUGCAGAGUGUGGUGUUUGUUGCUUUCAUCCUGGACUUAACCAAUUUAUAUUCCUGGGUGACUGGUUGACCCCUUAUAAAAGCCAGUUUAAAACCUUUCCUUUAGAAUUGUGCUCUCCCACUCUGUCAUGCACAACUAAUUUUCUUUAAUGUAUUUAUUGCUUCAUUAAUAUCUUAUCUGUUAUUCCAGUGGAAUAAUGAGCUUCAUGUCUUUGUCUGAAUGUAACUGACUUCCUUGAUAUCUACGUUUGCUUUCCUAAUGUUUUUUUCCUGUCUGGUAAACCUCGUCACUUCUGUGGUUGAAAGCUAGAAAAUUAAUUUUCUAUCUAAUACAAUUAAAAAUAAUUUCUCUGUCAUUGACAGUGGCAGGUAUGUGAUAUGUUAUAAACUCUGCCAUAAGGGUGGAGAAAGAUGCAGUGUACAUGACCAUGAAUAUGAAUUGUUGCGCAGGAGUGUACAUCCUCAUGUUCAGUUUAUA
Paralichthys olivaceus (Japanese flounder) is the source of this 1506-nucleotide messenger RNA. The record is from RefSeq and is a predicted model, not a curated record. NCBI's taxonomy places the organism in Eukaryota, Metazoa, Chordata, Actinopteri, Pleuronectiformes, Paralichthyidae.